AUGGCGUCCCAAGACAGAGGCAGGGACAGGAUGGGUCGCCGAAUGAGCAGAAAGCGAAAAGAUUCAAGAAGAGAAACGCGAGGCGUGUCUAUGGACGUACCGGAGCGCUUCCGCGAUGGGGACGAUGCACAGGAGGAUGUCACGGCGCCGAAGCGGAACAAUACCAUGUCGAUGAACCAGUCGCUCUUCUCCAUGAUAACCCGCGCUGGCCAACAGUCGCAGACGGACCUGGGCACGAUGCAAGAAGUCGACUCCGGCGAUAGCGACGACGGAGGCAAGCAGAAGGCAACCUACCGCAACCUCGACGGCGCAGCACGACUAAGUCGCUUGAGCUCAGCCAACGACUUCCAGAGUCAGGCUGGAGACUUGGAUGGGCCAACGGUAGGGAAGGGAAAGCACAGGCGCACACUAUCCGAGAACAAACUAUUGCGCUCCUUGCCGAAGUUGAAGCUCUCCAGCCGGAAGGAAGCACGCUCCGACAGCCGCCGCGCCGAUCAGAUGUCCUCCUCCCAGUUUCUCCCCCCGAAACCGUCACCCGAUGACCUUCCGACCCCGCCGAGCGACCCGCUGCCGAAGACCAAGGACAAGACCAAGAUCGCGGCUGGCGAGGAUACACAAGUAGACAAAGGGAGGAGCUCGGGUCGAAGAAGUAGACAUGGGAGCUCCGCCGGGCUUGCUAAGAGCAAAGCCCCCGUCACGCUUGCUCAGAGGAUACAGCAAAUAUUCGAAUUUGAAGAGGUGGAGGAAGUCAUAUCCGAGUAUCCAUGCUGGCUGCUCCAAAGCAUCCUGCUGCAAGGGUACAUGUACAUUACCCAGAAGCACAUCUGCUUCUACGCCUAUAUACCCAAGAAACAUCACGACGUCAGCAAAACAGGCUACCUCGCCAAGCGCGGCCGUUCAAAGUUCAACCGCUACUGGUUUGUCCUCCGCGGCGACGUCCUCGCAUACUACACCAACCCCACCGAACUCUACUUUCCCCGCAAUCGAAUCAACUUGCAAUACGCCAUAUCCGCUGAAGUCCUCGAGUCCACAAAGAAGGGAGAAGAAGAGACUAGCUUUACCAUCACUACGGAUGAGCGAAAGUAUCUGUUCAAAGCUGACAGUGCGGCGAGUGCCAAGGAGUGGGCAAGGAGUAUCCAGAAGGUCAUAUUCCGAACGCAUAAUGAGGGCAAUAGCGUCAAGAUUAGCUUGCCGAUUCAGAAUGUGCUGGAGAUUGAGGAGAGCAGUAUUCUGGAUUUGGCGAAUACGGUUAAGGUGAGGGUUAUUGAUAAUGAUGAGACGUUUGCUAUUGAUGAGUACUUCUUCUCGUUCUUCAAUCAGGGACAAGACGCGCUCAACGUUCUACGCAUCAUGAUUAAUGACAAUGAGCACCACCAGGCCUUGCAGCAAGGUGGUGACGGCGAGGCAUCUACGCGAACCGGUCAACGCGAAUCUGUAGCAUCGCCAACUACCACUGCUGAGACGCCACAUAUACAAGAAAACGUUCGCGCCACGCUUUCGCCUUUGCAGGUACCGCAUGCAGCAAGGUCGAGCAUAAGCGAUGUAUCUGCUCGGUCUAGCAAUGAUGCCAACAGGAGGAGCUGGGACGUGCGACGUAGCGUGGACGCGAGCCGCACCUUUCGACGGCCGAGCGGCGAGGCACGAAGACCAAGUAAUGAAGCGCGACGAAGCUUCAGUGGUAGAGGUCGUCCAGGAGACCGAACUCCUCUGUCGCCUAGAGGAGCGGAUUCUGAGUCAGCCAACCUUUCACUCGAUCGGGGUACCGAGUCGUCGGUCGCCAUACAAUCCAUGGACGAAAGCAGCGCUUCUGCCUCUCAAAUACUGGACCGCUCUGACUUAUUCCGUGGUCCCGCCAAUCACGCAAUCAACGCGCCUUUACACAAGCUAGACACUCAAACCAGAGAUUCACAGGACACAGCGCGUUCGGGUCAACCGAAAUCCGCAAACACUGCGAAUCGCUCAAAGCAACCCCAAACACCGACAGGCGCGCCUGAUCUGGAAGACGAUACUGACACUAGCGCCCAACCUCGCCUAUCAGGGUCCUCCUCCGCUCUACAGGAUCUCGCCUCCUACCCGCUUCAGAAGGCGUCGGGCCUAGCGGGAUUCUUCAGGACCCGCUCGAAGAAGAUGGGUAAUCUACUCGCGACAGAAUCCAUGGGUUACUACGAGAAGGUGUCUGGUAUGCUCGCAGGCGGGCGAAAGCAUUAUACCACUGCCGACGGACUGGAAACUGGAGAUCAGGUUCAUGGGUUCGAGGACGACGAGGACGCGGCGAAGGCGGCGGAAAACUUUCAAAACCACUUCGCCUUCCCUGACACCGAGGUGUUGCAGUCGUCGUUUUUUGCGUCGCUGCAGCGCGUCCUACCAAACUAUGGCAAGAUUUAUAUCAGCGGGAACUACUUUUGUUUCCGCGGCCUGCUGCCUACGUCCAAGACCAAGGUUAUUAUCCCCAUGCGGGAUAUCGAGAAUGUCAACAAGGAAAAGGGCUUCCGACUGGGCUACCAUGGUCUUGCCGUCGUCAUCAAGGGCCACGAAGAGCUCUUCUUCGAGUUCUCAAAGGCCGAGUAUCGCGAUGAAUGUGCCAUCAUGGUGCACCGCGUUCUGGAGAACAACAGGUACCUCGAAGAUGAGGAUUCGUCUUCUUCGGGCGUCGACAGUGAGGACGAGGCUGCAAAGGCGGAGCAUGACCUGCUUCAACAGGCUCGCGACCAUACCGACACAGACAAGAAGGUGGAUGUAUCGGAAGUCGUGCGCGCUGCGGAGCGCGAUCGUAUUCCCCUCGUAUUCGACGACCCUCUUGCCUCUAUCAUCGAUUUCAAGCCCGCGGAGGCGCUGAAUAUUGUUUGCCUUACCAUCGGAUCUCGAGGCGACGUGCAGCCCUACAUUGCGUUAUGCAAAGAGCUAAUCAAGGAGGGACACAAGGCGCGUAUCGCGACUCACGCCGAAUUCGAGCCCUGGGUGCGAAAGCAUGGUAUCGACUUCGCGGUCGUCGACGGCAACCCAGCCGAGCUCAUGCGGAUAUGUGUCGAGCACGGCAUGUUUACAGUCGGCUUCCUGAGAGAGGCCAACGCCAAGUUCCGCGGAUGGCUCGAUGACGUGUGUAGUUCUGCCUGGCGGGCAUGUCAAGGUGCAGACCUGAUUAUCGAGAGCCCGAGCACCAUGGCUGGAAUCCACAUCGCAGAGGCUCUAGAGGUCCCGUACUUCCGCGCCUUCACGAUGCCAUGGACGCGCACGCGAACGUACCCGCACGCAUUCGCUGUCAUGGAGAACAAGCAGGGCGGCAGUUACAAUCAAUUCACGUACGGAAUCUUCGACAAGAUGUUCUGGCUAGCAAUCUCCGGCCAGAUCAACGCCUGGCGACGACGCGAGCUGGGACUUCCAGCCACGACCAUGCGUAAGAUGCAGGCGCACACGCGCCCCUUUCUGUACAACUUCAGUCCUCACGUCGUACCGCCACCCUGGGACUGGCCCGACUGGGUCCGUGUCACCGGAUACUGGUUCCUCGACGAGAGCGAGGGCUACGAACCUCCCGCUGACCUAACUGCCUUCAUCAAGAAAGCGCGCGACGACGGCAAGAAACUCGUCUACGUAGGCUUCGGUUCCAUCGUCAUCGACGACCCCGCCGCCCUCACAAAAACAGUCGUAGACUCCGUCCUCAAAGCCGACGUCCGCUGCGUCCUCUCCAAAGGCUGGUCCGAUCGUCUCGAAACCAAAGACGCAUCUAAACCUGAAAUCCCCCUCCCGCCCGAAAUCUUCCAGAUUCAAUCUGCGCCUCACGACUGGUUGUUCAAACAGAUGGACGCGGCUGUGCACCAUGGUGGGAGUGGGACUACAGGAGCUAGUCUGCGCGCUGGUAUACCGACGAUUAUCAAACCGUUUUUUGGGGAUCAGUUUUUCUUUGCACAACGCAUUGAGGAUCUUGAUGUGGGAAUCUGGCUCAAGAAGGUCAAUACUAGUGUUUUUAGCCGUGCGCUUUGGGAGGUUACGAAUAAUCAAAGGUAUAUUGCCAAGGCUAAGGUUUUGGGGCAGAAGAUUAGGAAGGACAACGGCACUCAAGUCGCCAUCCAAACCAUCUACCGCGAACUCGACCGCGCACGCACGCUUAUCAAGACACAAGGCAAACAGCCCGGUUACGACGACGCCGACGCCACGGACGAUGGGUUCGGCGGCGAAGACGACUGGACGAUUGUUGAGGAGGGCGAGGAAGCUAGUCCUUAUGUGGUCAAGGACCCUGUCGCGGGGAUGGGACAGGAUGCGUCGAGGAUGGGGGGCGGCAGUUUGGUGUUGGGAAGUAUGGUACUCAAAGCGAAGGGGAAGACGGCGAAGACGGCGAAGGGGGAGGAGUGA
Alternaria rosae is the source of this 4347-nucleotide messenger RNA. RefSeq lists its product as uncharacterized. NCBI's taxonomy places the organism in Eukaryota, Fungi, Ascomycota, Dothideomycetes, Pleosporales, Pleosporaceae. The coding region runs from base 1 to 4347 and encodes 1448 amino acids. Gene Ontology annotation, biological process: carbohydrate metabolic process. The record is from RefSeq and is a predicted model, not a curated record. Gene Ontology annotation, molecular function: UDP-glycosyltransferase activity; hexosyltransferase activity. The transcript has 4 exons.